Messenger RNA from Suillus bovinus, 585 nucleotides. RefSeq lists its product as uncharacterized. Bases 1 to 585 code for a protein of 194 amino acids. The transcript is spliced from 4 exons. The record is from RefSeq and is a predicted model, not a curated record. Lineage: Eukaryota; Fungi; Basidiomycota; Agaricomycetes; Boletales; Suillaceae.
AUGCAACACACUCAGGCACCAAACAUACCUACAGUUGUGAUUCACCAUACUGAUUAUCUGCCAUGGGUUCUCAUUCUGGUGUUUCACGGUUUGACAUUUAUCCCUCCUGCCGCUAUGUCCUCUGCACGUCGCGCAGACGGUUCGUUGAAAGACGCCAGCGAGAUAGAGUGGUACAAUGAUGCCGAAGACGACUCUCCAAUGGUUCCUCCCUCUGCUCCUACACACAACGGCACUCUCAAUAUGUUCAUACGUCGUUCUGGUCGAGCUGUCAAACCCACCGAGAAGAUCCACGAGACUCUGACUGCCAGCAGUACCUCAGCCAAGCGCUCAGCCCUAGAACCUCCUCAGGAUGUCCCUGCACCCAAACGAGUGUCCGUUGGUGACAACAAUGAUGACGAAGAUGCACCCGCACUUGAAGACGUUACGGAUAAUGAGGAAGAAGAUGCCGAGAAUGCCGAGAAUGAAGAAGCUUAUCAACAGACGAAGAAGCUCGGCGACCAGGAUCGCGAAGACCGCAAAUCCCUCGAGAAAGAUGAACACAGCACUGACCUGACCACAGUCUUUACCUUUGAGAAAGGACCGUGA